Erinaceus europaeus (western European hedgehog) is the source of this 1416-nucleotide messenger RNA. It is a transcript of the gene SLC25A43, whose product is annotated as solute carrier family 25 member 43. Gene Ontology annotation, biological process: transmembrane transport. The record is from RefSeq and is a predicted model, not a curated record. The transcript is spliced from 5 exons. NCBI's taxonomy places the organism in Eukaryota, Metazoa, Chordata, Mammalia, Eulipotyphla, Erinaceidae. Bases 160 to 1170 code for a protein of 336 amino acids.
CUCCCUGCAGCGCCCAGCCUGCCAGCCCGGCUGAUCCAGCCGCUGGGCCAGCCGAGGGUCCGCCCCACGCCAGGCGGGGCCAGGCCCGCCCCCUCGCCAGGCUGAUCAGGGGCGCCCUGGGGCCUGUGGCUGGAGCCUCACCGCUGUCCUGGCCAGGGGAUGGCGACCUGGCGGCGGGACUGGCGGUUGACGGGAGGCCAGAGGCUUCUGUGCGCGGGGCUGGCGGGGGCGCUGAGCCUCAGCCUCACCGCACCGCUGGAGCUCGUCACCGUCCUGGCCCAGGUGGGCGCGGCGCGGGGGCCCUGGGCCGCGGGGCUCCGGGUGUGGCGGGUCGAGGGGCGCCGGGCCCUGUGGAAGGGGAACGCGGUGGCAUGCCUGCGGCUCUUCCCCUGCAGCGCCCUACAGCUCGCCGCCUACCGCAAGUGUGUUGUGCUUUUUACGGAUAACCUGGGCCACAUUUCUCAGUUUGGCUCCAUCAUGGCGGGCACCCUUGCAGGCAUAGUGUCCACUGCUGUAAUGCACCCCACCGACCUCAUCAAAACCCGGCUGAUGGUGCAGAGUGUGCAGGCGCCCUUCUACAAGGGCAUCCUCCAUGCCUUCUCCACCAUUUAUCAGCAGGAGGGCUUCCUGGCCCUUUACCGAGGGGUCUCCCUCACUAUUUUAGGUGCGCUCCCCUUCUCCACAGGCUCCCUUGUCGUGUACGUGAACCUGGAGAAACUCUGGAAUCGUCCUCGAGGCCGCUUCUCCCAUCUGCAGAACUUCACUAACAUCUGUCUGGCGACCACUGUCGCCCAAGCCCUGUCCUUCCCCUUUGAUACAGUGAAGAGAAAGAUGCAGGCUCAGAGCCCUUACCUUCCCAACUGUGGAGGAGAUGUCCAGUUCUCAGGAGUAGUGGACUGCUUCCGGCAGACAGUGAAAACCCAGGGGGCACUAGGGCUUUGGAGUGGAUGGUCAGCCAAUUUACUGAAGAUUGUUCCAUAUUUCGGAGUGAUGUUUGGCACCUUUGAGUUCUGCAAGAGAGUUUGUCUUUACCAAAAUGGAUACAUUGUGUCUCCCUUGAGCUAUCAGUUGGCCCCAGGGGUGGAUCAGAGCCUGAAACCCCGGGAACUGAGGGAAUUCCAAAACCUCUACAAAACUGGCCAGCUCAAGUCUAAAAAGCCAACCCUAUAAAGCAGAAUGGAACUGGAAGCACUCUGGCUGGAGGUGCACUACAAUUGCAGGUCAUGGUUGCACAUGUGCAGAGUGCAGGGUGUGACUCUCAACUGAUGGUCCCGUGGGCACCUGUGCCACGCGAAGGCCUCUGCACGUGACUGUCUCAAGAUAGCCUCCCGAGAGACUUUAUCACUGAGCACUGUAAUGCUCCCCUUGUAACCAGAUUCAGUUGAACUGACUAAACAGACACCAUGUUGCGGCUCA